UGUGUACACUACACGUGCGACACGCGACAGUCGUUGUUGUAUUUUAUGUGAUUAAAAAGGUGGAUUGUCCUUCACCCCCUUCUGCACUCGGUUUCCGCGUCACGUGACGGGUCUACAGCUGCGCGUUACGUUUGCGGUCAACUGCAAAAUGGAGGACCAUAACUGCAAGGAGCCUGAGCAACUCAGGAAGCUUUUUAUUGGUGGUCUGAGUUUUGAAACCACGGAGGAGAGUUUACGAUCCCAUUUUGAAAAAUGGGGAAGCCUUACAGACUGUGUGGUGAUGAGAGAUCCUGGCAGCAAGCGGUCGAGAGGGUUUGGCUUCGUAACAUACUCUUCUGUAAGGGAAGUCGAUGAGGCCAUGAAAGCAAGGCCUCACAAAGUUGAUGGUCGUGUUGUCGAACCUAAGAGGGCCGUCUCCAGAGAGGACUCCAAUAGACCAGGCGCCCACCUGACCGUAAAGAAGAUCUUUGUUGGUGGAAUAAAGGAGGACACUGAAGAGUACCACAUCCGGGAAUAUUUUGAAAAAUAUGGAAUGAUUGAGUCAAUUGACAUCAUGGAGGAGCGCGCCACUGGAAAGAAGAGAGGCUUCUGCUUUGUUACUUUUGAUGAUCACGACACUGUGGAUAAAAUUGUUGCUCAGAAAUACCACUCAAUCAACAAGCACAACUGUGAGGUGAGAAAAGCGCUCUCCAAACAGGAAAUGAGUGCCGUUAAUAACAACAGGGGAAGAAGUGGAGGUUCUGGGAACUUCAUGGGGAGGAAUAAUAAUUUUGGAGGUGGUGGUAACUUUGGCCGAGGUGGAUACGGAGGCGGCAGAGGGGGUUAUGGAGAUGACUUUGACAAUGGUCCUGGAGGAAAUUAUGGCGGAGGUCCAGGUUACGGAGGAGGCAGAGGGGGCUACGGAGGUGGAGGUGGGGGUGGUCCAGGUUAUGGCAACCAGGGAGGAGGAUUUGGUGGUAAUUGUGAUGGAGGUUAUGGAGGCAGUGGAGGAGGUUAUGGAGGAGGUAGUAAUUACAAUGACUUUGGAAACUAUGGUGGAAACCAGUCCAGCUAUGGGCCCAUGAAGGGAAACAACUUUGGUGGGAGGAACUCUGGUGGACCCUAUGGUGGUGGAUACGGCUCUGGUGGCGGUGGAGGCGGAGGCUACGGUUCGAGGCGGUAUUGAAAUAUGACACAUUUCAAUGUGGAAAGAGGCAUUCUCUCCUUGCUGCAAAUCUGUUAAGACCUGAUAACGAGGUUCUGGAUGGGUAAGCCUUUUUUAUUACAAAAUAUUAACCAUGGCUGCACCUAUUGUAAUAUAACGUGUUGUGGGGAUUUUUGUUUGUUAAGUUUAGUUGAGCAUGAACACCUGCAGAAGUAUUUCUCUUUGACACCAGUCUAUAACUAAGACACUACCUUUAGUCACAGGGGUCUUAGACCAAUGGCCCUGAACCAACCAUCGGUCAUAUGAUCAAGGGUUGCAGAGAACAAAAAUACAUGUUAAAAUAUUUACAAAAUAUUCUUUUAUAUUUUUGGAAAAAUAGCUGUUCUCUCUCAAUUACUCGACAAAUGUACACAUUUAGAUGUCUGAAGAGGAACCCCUCAAAUAAAGCUGCAUUCACAGUUCUACGCUAACUGUGGAUUUAUAGCAAUGUUUCAUUUUUAUCUGAUCCUGCCACACAAAGCAAAUUCUAUAUGUGUGUGUGGAGUAUAAUAUUAUGGUGAGUUGUAUUAUUAUUCAGUUAGAGUUCAAACAUUUUCUCAGUGUGGCAUCAGUGAAGUUCAACCUUGGUAACCUUGACAACACCAAUCUAAGCCAGCAUGACUUUGAUUAUUGAAAUAAGGACUUGGACUGUUAUUAAGCAAAACAACACACAGAUGAUACUAGAUACAUAGGGAGAAACUGAGGUGCUGACGGGGAGGGUGACCCUUUCUUAUUUGCUAUGGUUAUUGAAAUGUCGAUAGAUGAAGGUACACUCUGGUAGUCAUGAUGUUUUGCAGAUGACACUGUAAUCUGGUAAAGGUAGUUAGCAGGUGGAAGAAACCUUGACAUUGGGAGGUUUUUAUCUAGAGUGAAGAGGUAUGAUGAUCAGCAGUAUCGGAGGUAAUUGUCAUCGAAGAAGUUUAUAAGGAGAAAUAAUACCUGCUAUAAAAAAAAAGAAGAGGGAGCUAGAAGAGGUAGAGUUUAAAAUGUUAAGGUAUGGCCUUAGAAAUUAGCUGCUCAAAGGGUCACUGAAGGUUUUGAAGUUAUGAGAUAAAGUUAGAGAGAUAGUGGAGAUUGUGGACAAAAUUUGAUAGUUGUUGAUUUGAUAGAGUUGCCAGGGAAGAGGAAAAGAGGAAGACCCCAGAGGAGAUUUAUGGAUGUAGUGAAGACUUAAACAUGGUUGGUGUUACUGGAGAGGAGAGCAGGCAAUAUGGGGAAAUGGAGGAGUGAAGAUAAUUAACACUCUGCCACAUUAUUUUACAUCUUAGGUCAUGAAAUAGCCUUUUAUACAAUGACUUGUAGUCUUUGAGACUUGACUUGAACCUGGACUUGAGUAGAGAGGAGGCCUGGACUGGACUCAGUUUGUUUUGACUGCUCUGGGUGAGAAGUACUUGCAUUGUUUAAUGUCUUGAAAUGUUAGAAAGAAAAAUCAAAACUUCCAUUAUACUUGAUGGUUUAUGAUCAUGUGCACUGCAGUGAACAUGGUGAAAUGUAGUAUAUUUUUGUCUACUGUAUCUGGAACAACCAAAGGAACAUUACAUUUAAAAUGUAGAGCUAACUUAUUAGUGUAGCUCUACCCCGUGUGUAAAUACAGGAUGUUGUCUUCAGGAAGAGUUGACUGGGAUGUUUUUUUGGGGUUUUUUUUUUCUCCGUCCCCUUUGGUCUACCCCCACAAAGUUCAGAAGUAAGUUCAAAGGUCAAAGGAAACUUUUGCUUUCAUGGUUUCCCUCCUGUUCUCCCUCUAAACUAACUGAUCUUUACAUAGUAUGUUUGAGAAUUUUAGGACUUGUGUCCCUAAGUUUAUAAUGUUACCAACAUGAACUACUUUUACAUAGUUAAAUAUUAACUUAUAUUGUGUGAUUUUACAUAAUUGACAAGAUUACCUUUAAGAUCCAAGUCAAAAGGUUGUCGUUUAAAAAAAACAGGUGUGAUAAUGUCUUCCAGCCAAAGCGCUUGUAUUUCAUAAGAGGAAUGUGGACAAACAACCUAGUGAUCUGUUCUUGUCUCACCGCUGUCACUAACUUGACCUGUUGCCUAUUUGUAUUGUGUAUUCUGAAUAAAGAGUUUUUUUUCAUGAUG
Messenger RNA from Cynoglossus semilaevis (tongue sole), 3262 nucleotides. RefSeq names its product heterogeneous nuclear ribonucleoprotein A3 (gene hnrnpa3). Gene Ontology annotation, molecular function: mRNA 3'-UTR binding. The transcript is spliced from 11 exons. The record is from RefSeq and is a predicted model, not a curated record. The coding region runs from base 149 to 1165 and encodes 338 amino acids. Gene Ontology annotation, cellular component: catalytic step 2 spliceosome. NCBI's taxonomy places the organism in Eukaryota, Metazoa, Chordata, Actinopteri, Pleuronectiformes, Cynoglossidae. Gene Ontology annotation, biological process: mRNA splicing, via spliceosome.